CAGAGAAGAUGCAAAAAUCGUCAUUUCAUGUCGAAGUUAUCUUUUUAAUUUGCUAAAUUUUCUUCACCUGCACAGACAUAAUUCAUAUUCAUGUAACCAAACGUUUAGACUAAAAGAGAAUGGAAGAGCUGCAGUAUGACAUCACUGCUGCAAACAGGAGCGAGCUUUCCAGUGAAAGUGAAAGUAAACUGACAACAACGCCCUGAAAACUGAUUAAAACAACUGAAGACAAAGCAAAUAAGACAACAGCUGACACUCGCUUACAUUGAUUUGUCCAACAAUUGAAAAGACCAAUGGCAGAAACUUCACCAACAUCACUAAAUAAAGUGGUGUCAGAGGAGCUCCAGUGCUCAAUCUGUCUGGAUGCGUUCACUGAUCCAGUCAGCACUCCAUGUGGACACAACUUCUGUGAGAGCUGCCUGAACCAGUACUGGAACAACAGCCAGACCUACAACUGCCCAUUUUGCAAAGAAACAUUCAAUAACAGACCAGAGUUCAAGAUCAACACAGCACUCAGACAGCUUGUGCAGGUGUUUAAGCAAAACAUUCCCGAGAAGACAUCUGAAGUUCUCUGUGAUAUUUGUGAUGGUGUUAAGAAGAAAGCCUUGAAGAUCUGUCUGGUGUGUCAAAAUGCCUACUGUCAAACUCACCUGGAUCUUCAUCAGAAAGUAACAAAUUUGAAACACAAAUUGAUUGAUCCCGUGUUGAAUCUUGAGAACUAUAUAUGUCAGAAACACGAGAAACCUCUGGAGCUGUUCUGUAAAGAUGAUCAGACAUGUGUGUGUUUUCUCUGCGCUUUGACAAAUCACAGAAAUCACAACACUGUUGCUGUAGAGGAGGAGAGUAAAGAGAGAAAGCCUCUGAUUAUGAAGAUGAAGACAGAUGUGCAGCAGAUGAUCCAGUACAGAAAGAAGACAAUUCAAGAUAUUAAACAGUCAGCAACACUUAGAAAAAAAACAUCAGAGAAAGAGAAGGCUGAGAGCACUGAGCUCUUUGCUGAUCUGAUGUGCUGCAUUGAGAAAUGUCAGUCUGAGCUGCUGGAGAUGAUGGAGCAGAAGCAGAAAGCAGCAGAGAAGGAGGCUGAAGAGCUGAUUAAAGAUCUGGAGCAGGAGAUCACUGAGCUGAAGAGGAGAGACGCUGAGCUGGAGCAGAUCUCACACACUGAGGAUCACCUGCACCUCCUACAGUUUUACCCAGCGCUGAGCAAACCUCCACACACCCGGAGUUGGACUCACGUCAGUAUCAGUGACACUCAGCUGAGUGUGGAGACUCUGAGGAAAACUCUCACUCAGCUGCACGACACUCUCAAUGACAAACUCAGCACAAGUGUGCUAAAGAGGAUACAUCAAUAUGCAGUGGAGGUAACUGUGGAUCCUGGAACAGCUCAUCCCAAUCUAAUUCUGUCUAAUGAUGGAAAACAAGUGACAAAUGGGGACAUCAAGCUUGAACUCCCAGACAACCCUGAGCGGUUUAGCACUUGUUGCUGUGUCCUGGCCAAAGAGGGAUUCAAUUCAGGAAGGUUUUAUUUUGAAGUGCAGGUAAAAGAAAAGACUGACUGGGAUUUAGGAGUGGUCAGAGAAUCAGCUAACAGGAAGGGAAAGAUCACAGAGGCUCCUGAGGAUGGAUACUGGGCUGUAGCUCUUAGGAAAGGAAAUCAAUAUCAGGUGUUUAAGUAUCCCACUGUCUCUCUGUCUCUGAGAGCGAAGCCUCAGGUUGUGGGUGUGUUUGUGGAUUAUGAAGAGGGUUUGGUCUCCUUUUAUGAUGUGGAGUCCAGCUCUCACAUUUACUCUUUCACUGGUCAGACUUUCAGUGAGAGACUUUUCCCAUACUUUAGUCCUGGAAAUGCACACAAAGGUAAAAAUGCGGCACCAAUUAUUAUCUCGCAUAUCAGAAAAAGUGAAUGAAUUUACAUUCUAAAUAUGAAAAUAAAAUAUCAAUGCUUAUUUGUUUGAACACUUUCAUGUUUGAACAGCAUAUUAGCACAUCUUAAAGGAAUAGUUUUAUUCUGUUAACUCACCCUCAAGUGGUUCAAAGAAUU
Messenger RNA from Danio aesculapii, 2038 nucleotides. Its product is annotated as E3 ubiquitin-protein ligase TRIM39-like. Lineage: Eukaryota; Metazoa; Chordata; Actinopteri; Cypriniformes; Danionidae. The record is from RefSeq and is a predicted model, not a curated record. Gene Ontology annotation, molecular function: protein binding; zinc ion binding.